Arachis stenosperma is the source of this 1218-nucleotide messenger RNA. RefSeq lists its product as uncharacterized. The record is from RefSeq and is a predicted model, not a curated record. Lineage: Eukaryota; Viridiplantae; Streptophyta; Magnoliopsida; Fabales; Fabaceae. The transcript has a single exon. Bases 1 to 1218 code for a protein of 405 amino acids.
AUGGCUCAAUCUAAGCAUAUAGACAAAGUUCUUGAUAGGUAUAGUGAUGAAACUAUUGCAAAUAACCGUUUAAGGUUGAAGACAUCUAUUAAUGCUAUUCGAUGGCUUGCAUUUCAAGCAUGUGCAUUUAGAGGCGAUGAUGAAAGUCCUGGAUCUUUGAAUAGGGGAAAUUUUAUUGAGUUAAUUAAGCUUUUAGCUUCCUGUAAUCAGAAUGUUAAUAAUGUUGUCCUUGAAAAUGCUCCUGGGAAUGCUCAAUAUAUAUCUCCCGGUGUUCAGAAAGAUAUAUUGCAUAUCUUUGCUAGAAAAGUGCGUGCAACAAUUCGAGAAGAAAUUGGUGAUUCUAAAUUUUGUAUAAUUAAUGAUGAAGCAAGAGAUGAGUCAAAGCGAGAACAAAUGUCUGUGGUUUUGAGAUUUGUAGACAAGCACGGUUGUGUUCAAGAAAGAUUUUUUGAUCUUAUACAUGUUUCUGAUACAUGUUCUUUGACAUUGAAAACAGAAAUUUCAUCAGUUCUUUCUCGUCAUAAUCUUGAUGUCCAAAAUCUUAGGGGACAAGGGUACGAUGGAGCUAGUAAUAUGCGUGGUGAAUGGAAUGGAUUGCAAGCUCUAUUUCUGAAAGAUUGUCCUUUUGCUUAUUACAUUCAUUGUCUUGCUCAUCGAUUACAAUUAGCACUUGUUUCUGCAGCCAAAGAAGUUUGUUAUGUUCAUCAAUUCUUUUCAAAACUUACUCUAAUUAUGAAUGUUGUGACUGUUUCUCCUAAACGUCAUGAUCAGUUAAGGGUUGCUCAAGCAAAUAAUGUUGCAAACUUAAUUGCUAAUGAUCAAAUUGUGACAGGUAGUGGACUUAAUCAAAUUGGUACUUUGCAAAGAGCUGGAGAUACUAGAUGGGGGUCUCAUUUGAAUUCUGUACGUAGCUUGUUAUGCAUGUUUGAUGCUACUUGUGAAGUUCUUGAAAAAAGCACCGAAGAAGGUAAUUUCUCCACUCGUGGUGAUGCUAGUGCUGCUUAUGAUGCUAUCACAUCCUUUGAAUUUGUCUUUGUUUUGCAUUUGAUGAGAAAUAUUUUGGAAGUUAGUCAUGAUCUUUGUCAAGCUUUGCAACGAAAAAAUCAAGACAUAUUGAAUGCUUUAACUCUGGUUUCUACUACCAAGACUUUAAUCCAAAGAAUGAGAGAAUCAAGUUGGGAGGCUUUCAUAAAAGAAGUUAUACUAUUUUGUGAGUAA